UUAUCAUGAGAGCCUUUUUAACCUUCUUCUUCAUCUUGUUGCUCUGUAAUCUGCACAGGGCACAAGAACACAGCAGUAACAGCGUUAUUAGUGGAGAGGAUGAGCCUGAGAGUCAGAUGUCCAGAUCAGAGAAAAAUAAGGAAGAGCUGGAGCUUCAGCUAGACAUCUGGGAGGAGCUGAGAAACCUGCGAGAUUUGGUGGAAGUGCAAGCAGUAGAGUUGAGGCUACUGUCAGCAAAACUGGCAGAAAAUGACAGUCUGAUGAAGGACAGGCUGACUGCAGUAGAGACCCUGGUUGAAGACAUGCAGAUGGAGGGAGAAGCUGAAUCUGCUGAGCUUUCAAUGACUCAACAAAAACUCAACAUCGUACAGGACAGGCUAUUGGUGAACGUAGCUCAUGUAGAAGAGCUGCAGGAGAAAUAUGAAGUGAGCAAAGUGGCUUUUUCCACUUCUCUACUGGUAACUGGUGCAGGAAACACAUUUUACAAUGACUAUACCACCAUGGUGUUCAGAAAUGUGAUUACUAACACUGGAAACCACUAUAACCCAAUCACAGGUUUCUUUACUGCACCAGUAAGAGGAGUCUAUUACUUCAGAUUCACCGCUCAUAUUGCACUCAGUACUGAGAGUAAAAUGAUAAUAAGAAUAGUGAAGAAUAAUGAUCCCAUAGUUUUAUCAGGGGACGGACACACAACAACCACAGAUCCUGAGGACAAUGUGUCCAAUGGAGUUGUGUUGGAGUUGGAGGUUGGAGAUCUUGUUGCUUUGCAAUUAGCGGGGAAUGCCUGGGAUGACCAGUAUCACAGAACAACCUUUGGUGGAUUUCUUCUCUUUUCCUUGUAGCUGUUAAUAUUUUUUUGUAUUUCAUAAACUUCUAUCAUAUUAUGACACAGCAACACCAAGUACACUUGUAAGAGCUUGUUGGUGCAGACAAAGACAAAAUUAAAGAUCAAAUUUUGUAAUAUUUCUGCAUGUAA
Molecule: messenger RNA, 976 nt
Organism: Poecilia latipinna (sailfin molly)
Lineage: Eukaryota; Metazoa; Chordata; Actinopteri; Cyprinodontiformes; Poeciliidae
Exons: 4
Coding region: 6-842 (278 amino acids)
Molecular function (GO): protein binding
Source: RefSeq, a predicted model, not a curated record